AUGCUUGCAAAAUUUACACAGUAAUAGAGAUGCAGAAUUCAAGAUCAUAAUUCUUCGCCAGUUCUAAGCCUUGCUUUAUUCCGUCAGCAUUUUUUAACCUCUGAUGAGGAUUUUUGGUUGAAAUUUUGGAGCUUUGAUUCAAAUAGUCCUACACAAGAGUUCCAAACAGAUCAAAAGAUUGGGAAAAUUCAAUUUUCUAUUCUUGGAAAGCAUUUCUUUACAGGAAGUGAGCAAGGGAAAAUUAUUCAUUGAUCUUUAGAGCCAAUUAAAAUUAUUAGAGAAUAUGAAGGACAUGAUAGAUGCACAGCAUUGGGCGUAUGCAAUGAUAAAAACAGCCAAAUAAUUGCAAGUGGAGGGAAUGAUGGAUAUGUAAAGAUUUGGGAUAUGAGAAGGAAAAUAGCAGUUCAAUCGGUAAAGGCGCACAGAGAGGGAGUUAAUGCGAUUUCAUUUCACCUGUCAGAAAUGAGCACUGGCGGGAAAGAUGGAACUCUGAAACUGUGGGAUUUAAGAAAAUCAGAGCAAUGUGAGAUAUGCACGUCCAAUGAUCACGUACUUGCCCUUUUGAUAUGUACAUUUCACCGAAGUGUAUAUUUGAUCGAAAACCAGUUUGAAAAUUUUUGAUAGUUAGACAUUUGGCCAAAAUCCUAUCUGCAUGAUCAUUUGGCAUGGAGCCAUGUGAGACAGUAUCAAAGCAUGAACAAAUUAAUGAUAUUGCAAUAGACUCAUCAAGAAUUAUCACAGUUUGCAAUAAAACACUGCUCAGAGCAUACAAUAAAGAAACAUUUGAAAGCCAAUAUGUUGUAUCAGCAGAAAACGCAGAGAAAUUGCUAAUAUAUCCGAAAUUUUCUCGAUUAUUCGUGAUUUCCCCGACAUCCAUAAAAGUGUUUAAUACAUCCAAUGGAGUUCUUCUCCAAGACGAAGAAAUUCCUGAGAGCUUGCCUCUAGCAAGCUUUGUUGAUAACAGCUCUUUGUGUUUCGGAGUCAAAACUUUUUCAGGAUUCUCAAUUUACAGUGGACAAUUCAGUUCAGAAGAAGACAAAAAUAGGCCAUAUGCAUGAGAAAGCUUGGUAUAUUACUAAUCAGGCUAAUCUUGAGCACACCAAAGUUGUAAGAAUGAAGCUUGAGUCACGAGCUUUAUCGGAAAGAAGCUUCAUUUCUUUAGGACAAGUCAGCUGCUCAGAGGUUGAUUUAAAUAAUAACAACCCUCUAUCUAAACUAAAGGCUAGAAAAGGGAAAAUAGAAGAUGUAAUGAAAAUAUAGUUCACAAAAGGCCACUCACAAUUCCUUACAAUCAUGAAAAAAAGGCAGAUUUCUUUAAGCCAGCUAAUUGAUGUAUGAGAGCAGUCUGGAUUUGGCCCUGCUUUAGCGCUACUUCAAAGAUCAGAGCUAGCAAUCCAAGCCAAUUUUUUUUCCAAACUGUUUACCACAAAGCCAAGACCGACUUUUAUAAAUAUUCAAAAUGCUGAAGCAAUUUUAGAAGUAAUUCUAAAGCUCGCCCAGUGUAGCAAUAAUAUGAUAGCAGAAUGUGGCUCGAAAUCUGCUGGGAUCGUUUUAAUGGAAAUCGGGCAAAUUAUGAGCCAAAAUGCGACAUCGAAGUUGCAGAUUGAUUCUGAGUCAAAAGAAUCUUCACAUCGUAUUAUAACAUUAUUUCAAAAAAUAAUUCUGGCCCUUCACCAGCAUAAAAGGGGGUUUCCUGAGCUCGAUGAUAUGGAAUUUUUCAUAGAAAAAAUUCAAAGUAAAUAA
Messenger RNA from Blepharisma stoltei, 1743 nucleotides. NCBI's taxonomy places the organism in Eukaryota, Ciliophora, Heterotrichea, Heterotrichida, Blepharismidae. The record is from the annotation of a GenBank genome assembly.